CAAAGUGUUUUGUAUGAGAAUAUGGGAUCCACGUGGUACCUCGCGCAAGUGAACGACGAUGGAGGCUCUGCGUGCAAGGUUUAUAAUACUUAUGUUUAUAUAGUCGACCGAAUAAUUCAGGUUGAAUCAAUUUUGGCGUAGGUUAACGGUCUGAUAUUUAAUUUGUUUCCUCCCGCCACUGUGCACCCAAAACCGUUGACACCAGAUACCCCUGACAAACGGCUACCCUAAGUAAAUAAUAAUAAUCAUCAUCGUCAUCGUCAUCGUCAUCGUCAUCUAUCCUUUAGACGCCAACUGGCGGAUAGGGCACCAAUAAGACUCCUCCAUCUCUGUCAGUCCUUGUUCCCACUUUAGGGCCUGAAUUACUGCCUCUGCAGUCCUUCUCCAGGUGGAAUUAGGACGGCCUCUCUUCAUUUUACCCUCUGGUGUUCAUCUGCGAACAACUUUCGAGAUCUUAGUGCUUUCUCAACGGAACACGUGACCGAUCCAACGUUAUCUUAGUCUUACACAAUCCCCGUGCCUAUUUAGAUAAAGUUGGCUUAGAAAAAGAAUAAAGUUGACUUCACAACAUAACGCUUUAUUUAAUUUUACGCUCUGUCCGCUUUUCUAAUUGCUAAACCUGUGCUUGUCUCCUAGGGUUUUGGCGCCGUGGGAUAAAAAAUCAUUUACUUUGUGUCAAGCCACCAGCCCUCUUUUUCUGUUUCAUAUAUUUUUUAGUUAGUUUUAAUUACUUCUCAUGCCAGGUCCGAAGGUGUUUGGAGCCAUCUUACAGAUUGGAGGAAAUCGAAUGAUGUUGGACGGAGCUGGUUUUGGGACCUCUGCCGAGAUGUACUACGACACGACUCUACAAGAAGCCGUUUCUCGAGGCCUUAAAUGCCACUCAAACGAUCUGUCAAAAAGCGUCAAAUUCGUCAGGCUGAUUACAAAGUACUUACAGGAAGAGUACAACAACAUAUUCUACGGAAAGGCGCAGAACCUGGGGCGAGUGCUUUGUAAAGCCUACGACGAGGCACUCCAAAAAUACGACGUAUUGAUUCUACCUACCCUUCCCAAGAAGGCACCAGUCUUCCCGCAAGAGAAUCCUCCCUUGGAAGAGUAUUUGGAAAAGGCAUUUGAAAUGGUGGUGAACUGUUCACCGUUUAACGUCACAGGCCACCCAGCGCUGUCAAUCAACGCGGGGUUCAGUGAUGGAUUACCAGUCGGUAUGAUGAUUGUGGGAAGAAAGUUUGACGAAGUCACUGUUCUGAAUGUCGCCUACGCUUACGAGAAGAUCAGGGAUGCGAAAGAAUAAAAACAAAACACAUGUUGAGUAGCAGAGAGGAAGCUAUAACGUUACUCAAAAGUUAUCAUUACUUUGGUUGUAAUCAUCAAAUGAUUACUUUGGUAUAGAAUUUAGAAAGAAGAGUUGUCAACAUAAAUUGCUCACACGCUAGGUUUGACAAUAAAGCUCGCGAGACAAUGAAUUUCAGAUACACUUAGAUGGUGCUUCAUGACUGUUUGACAUCUCACAGUUGAGUCAACUUCCAGCACGUUUGAAAGAACAUUUGUAACACAAUAGGUUUUAAAAGCCUACUUAGUAUAAGAUUGAUUUAUGCAGCCAAUAGAACAAUGGAAAUAAAAGUAUGCAUUCUUACUCGGCACGGAAUCCCAGUCCACUGCAAUUAAGAAAAGUCAUUAAAUAUUAACUGGAAAUGCUUUUUCUUUUA
Molecule: messenger RNA, 1706 nt
Organism: Orbicella faveolata
Lineage: Eukaryota; Metazoa; Cnidaria; Anthozoa; Scleractinia; Merulinidae
Molecular function (GO): catalytic activity
Source: RefSeq, a predicted model, not a curated record